Molecule: messenger RNA, 1871 nt
Organism: Mercurialis annua (annual mercury)
Lineage: Eukaryota; Viridiplantae; Streptophyta; Magnoliopsida; Malpighiales; Euphorbiaceae
Exons: 1
Coding region: 232-1839 (535 amino acids)
Biological process (GO): regulation of ubiquitin-dependent protein catabolic process
Molecular function (GO): protein binding
Source: RefSeq, a predicted model, not a curated record
UGGAUUAGAUAAAACAUGUGAACCAAAAAACUGUUCAAAUACAAAAAGAAUUAAACUUUCCAUAAGAAAUUAUUUAUCCAUUAGGAAUUCUUAGUACCGUUUGAAAUAGAAAUACUUAUACAUUCAGGAUUCAGUAGUUACCUAUAUAAAUAGACGAUCCGAUCAUUGUUAAUUUUAUCAAAAGCUCUUCUAAUUUUCGAGCUCAGUCAACCUAAUCAAUCUAAUAUAUUAAUGGCGGAAAAAUUAAAAAUUACUGGAAUUUGGGGAGGGGUUGUAGAGGUAGAAUUGGAGAAUUGUACACUUAGCAUGUUGAAAGAAGAGAUAUCGAACCGAUCGAAGAUCGGUUCUGAUUCAAUCAAAUUGAUAUGCAGCGGUAGAGUAUUGAAAGAUGGAGACAGCGACGAAAAGCUCACGAAACUGGGUAUCAAAAACAACUCGAAGAUUCUUGUUGGUCGGGUUCUUGUCGAGGAGGGAAAGUCGUUGAAGCAAGAGUUUCUGGCCGUGGAAGAACACGACCAACGACUAGCCCGAGUCAAGGCGGCUGUAACUGCGCUCUCCACCAGACACGGCGAAGUAUCGUUUCCAAUGGGGAAUUUUAGUAUAGAACUUGAAGAUGAUAAUGGCAACGAAUUGCAUUUUUCGGAGACUAAUCGACAGGCAAUAAUGACGGGUCUGAUGCUUCAUGCAAUGGGCAAGGGACUAAUUAGGAAGCAGAAGUAUAAAGAUGCAUUAGAAGUUCUUUCUAUGGGAGAAGAAGCUUUUUCUCUAUGCGAUCCUAAGUCUAUUGAACUUGUCAAUCCGUUCUUGCACAUCGACAUGGUUUGGUGCUAUUUCAUGCUCCGUGACAUUGCCUGGCUUUCGGUUGCAGGAGAACGCCUUAACAUGGCUAGAGAAGGACUUGAACGCACUCACGGAAAAGAUGUUUCGUGUUUUAGAUUCCUUCAAUCAGGUCAAUCUUCAGGCUUUGUGUUAAAUAUGAGAUUGGAGCUCUUGAUCGGAGUGGUUGCAUACCACAACGGCGAGUUUGAUAAAUGCAGAAGGUUUUUGGUUUCAGCGCAAAGAAAAUUUUUGAAGUUUCAAGUGACGGCGGAAGCUCUAUCAACUGUUAUGAGCAUGGGGUUUACGGAAAAAGAAGCGAAAAGAGCAUUGAGAAUGAGUGAUCAGAAUGUUGAGAGUGCAAUUAAGUUCCUUGUCGGAGAGAAGGAAAAGAAAAGGAAGAGAGGAAAAGACAACCUUUGCCGUUUAGCAGAAAUUUGCGAGCAACAACGCUUUGGAGAAACGCCAUUAAAGAAAGCUGUAAAUCUAUCGAUAUUGAACACCUUAGUUUCUAUAGGAUUAGAGAAGAAAAUUGCUGCCGAAGCUUUACGAAGAAACGAGAAUGACACCAAUAAAGCAUUACACGACUUGAUAAAUCCUGAGACUUAUAGAGCCAUCCAGGAUGAAGUUGAACGUAAGAAAAGAGAACGAAUCCAAUCACUAAUUAAACGAUGCAAAUCCAGGGGAAUUCAAGGACCAUCAGUGGCUGAAGCUAUUAUUCGCGGUGUUUUAGAUGGUACCCGUUCUGUUGAGGAAGUAGCCCAACAGUUAAGGACACGAGGAAGAAGUUCAAACGACACGACAAGGGCAAACAUUCCGAGGCAAGAUGAAGAAGAGAGGGAUGUAGAGAUGGAGGGUGAGAUUGCACAAGAAGUAGCUAAUGAAGAUGCAUUAUCGGACUACGACGUAGAAGUAACGAAAGAAGGAGAAGCCAUAAACGAAUAUCUAGUGCUGCUGAAGUCUGUUUAUGGAAGUAAAAUAGCUUCUUCAUUAAAGAAUUCUUCAUCACUGAAUUCUGUUUAGAUAAUAUUUUUAUUUUUCAUUAUUCUGGAAAU